This is a messenger RNA of Trypanosoma brucei brucei TREU927, 2097 nucleotides long. RefSeq names its product prolyl oligopeptidase, putative. NCBI's taxonomy places the organism in Eukaryota, Euglenozoa, Kinetoplastea, Trypanosomatida, Trypanosomatidae. Gene Ontology annotation, cellular component: cytosol. Gene Ontology annotation, molecular function: serine-type endopeptidase activity; oligopeptidase activity. Gene Ontology annotation, biological process: proteolysis. The transcript has a single exon. Bases 1 to 2097 code for a protein of 698 amino acids. The record is from RefSeq and is a predicted model, not a curated record.
AUGCGCCUCGCUUACCCCACUGCAAGACGCUCGGCAGCGAGCUACGUGUUGCAUAAUGUGACGGUACCAGAACCGUAUGACUACCUUGAAGAUCCUGAAAACAACGAAACGAAAUCAUUCGUGAAAGCCCAAAACGAUCUCUUCGGUGAAUACAUGAGGUCCACCGAAGCACUUGGGAAUAAGUUGUAUAACCGCAUUUCCCAAACGUUCGACUUCCCCCGAACGUCCAACCCCAGUUUUCGGAACGGUCGUUAUUACUUUUAUCACAAUACUGGUCUACAGAACCAAAGUGUUUUGAAGCGUGCCACGAGUCUAACAGACUCCAACCCCACAACCUUCCUUGAUCCCAAUAUCCUGAGCAAUGAUGGCACAACGGCCUUGAAGGCCACGGCAUGGAGUGAGGACGAAUCCCUGUUCGCAUACAGUGCCAGUGACAAGGGAAGCGAUUGGCAACACAUUCACGUGCGGCGGGCAGACACGGCUGAGGACACUGAGGAUGUUAUUGAGUGGGCCAAGUUCACAGGUAUCUCAUGGUUACACAACACUGGAUUCUUCUACACGCGCUUCCCAGCUCUUAAGGGGGAUGUGGAUAAAGGCGCUGAAACAGACGCGGCGAAGGAUCCUUUUGUUUGCUUCCACCGCCUCGGUACGAAGCAGGAUGAGGAUGUGGUCGUACUCUCUCUACCAGAGCAUCCCCACUGGGGGGUUUCUGCUGAGGUAUCUAACUGUCACUCGUACCUUGUUGUUUCUAUUACCGAUGGUUGUGAGCCAAAGAACUUGAUAUGGAUCACCAAGUUACCUAUCGAUGGAGCUGAGAAGCUUUCCCCUUCUACAUUAACAUACAAUAAGUUGUUUAACGAAUUUGUCGGUUCGUUUGAAUACUUGGGGAAUGAUGGCACCACCUUUUACUUCGUGACAACGCGCGACGCGCCGCGAAAGAAGAUCAUCUCCGUUGACAUCGCCACUGGGAAGGAGCAGAUUGUUGUGGGGGAGAGGGAGGCCGUCCUCGACCACGCCGCACUCGUGAAGAACACUCUGAUUCUCGUCUACCUUGAAGAUGUCAAGAGUACUCUUUAUUACUGCUGCUUGGACAAACCAGAGUUAAAGAAAAUAACCAUACCUAUCGGAGCGAUAUCUUCCCUCUUUGCGGACCGCAAGGUGGACCUCGUGUCCUUCAAGGUUACAUCUUUCCUCCUCCCGGGGCGAUCGUUCGUGUUGGACAUCAACGAUCCCGAGGGAUCACUUCGCGUUUUCAAGGAUGACAAUAUCGAGGGCCUCUCUGCUGAUGACUUUAUCACGGAACAGAAGUUCUAUAACUCAGCUGACGGUACCCGAAUUCCAAUGUUCAUUAUUCACCGGAAGGGGAUAGUGACGUCGGAGUCUCCGGUGCUUCUCUACGGCUAUGGAGGCUUCAACAUAUCCCUCACACCGUCGUUCAGCUCAUCCCGUGUGGUGUUUCUACAGCACCUCCGCGGGGUUCUCGCGGUGCCGAACAUUCGAGGGGGCGGUGAAUACGGAGAGGCUUGGCAUAACGCUGGUCGUCUGACAAGUAAACAAAACUGUUUCACGGACUUCAUUGAAGCGGCGAAGUUCCUCCACGGAAAUGGCUACGGCAACCCGGCAACAACAGCCAUCAUGGGGGGCUCAAAUGGUGGGCUGCUGGUGGCGGCGGUUGCAAAUCAAGCACCUGAACUCUUCCGUUGUGUUAUAUGCCAGGUGGGUGUGCUGGACAUGUACAAAUUCCAUAAGUUCACUAUCGGCCACGCUUGGAGGUCAGAUUUUGGUGACCCAGAUAAAGAGGAGGACUUCAAGGUGUUGCAAAAGUACAGCCCACUACAUAACAUCAAAAGCGGGGUUAAAUACCCUGCAAUUUUGGUGGUAACAGGUGAUCACGACGACAGGGUGGUGCCACUGCAUUCGCUUAAGUACAUUGCGGCACUUCAGCACGAAAACCCAACGGAGGGAGGCCCCUUCCUUGCUCGUGUUGAAGUGGCCGCCGGUCACGGUGCUGGUAAGCCCACCAGUAAAAUUAUGCAGGAGUCGGCGGAUAUUUACACAUUUAUUGCAAAAAAUACGAACGCCCAGUGGACAGACUGA